UUAUUUAUUUUAAUCAAUCUAAUUAGAACCUAAUAUGACCCAUCUUUUGUUUUAAUUGUAUUUUGGACUUGUUCUAAUUGCCCUUUUCUCCAUUUCCUUACUUUCAGACAUGUCUGCAACACAAAGAGUUUUAAAGUCAGUGCAAGGUCAAGUGAAACCAAUUUUAUCCCUCAACCAUGAGGAUGCCAGACGUCGGACAAUCAAUUUAUAUCGAGCAUGGUAUCGCCAAGUACCCUGUUUAAUUCACGAUUGGGGUUUGCCGUUAACUGUACCUCAAGCUCAUGCCAAACUAAGGGAGAAAUUUCGAGAAAAUAAAAAUGUUACUGACUUAAGGGUGAUAGAUAUGCUUUUGAUUCGAGGGCAUAUUGAACUUCAGGAAAUUAUUGAUGGUAUUUCCCAAGGAUUUCACAUUUUCAAGUACUUUAAAGAAGAUUAUAUUCCAGCUAAACCUCGGGACUUUAUGUCGAAAUUUUUGGCCGGCAAAACCUCCGAUUGAACGCAAUGGAAAUCGUAAAAGUAUACUUUUAACAAAUAGGUUGAAUAUACAGAAUUAAUGAUUGCAAAAUAAAAAUUCAAUUUACCCCUUA
This is a messenger RNA of Tetranychus urticae (two-spotted spider mite), 587 nucleotides long. RefSeq names its product NADH dehydrogenase (ubiquinone) B14 subunit (gene ND-B14). Gene Ontology annotation, cellular component: respiratory chain complex I. Lineage: Eukaryota; Metazoa; Arthropoda; Arachnida; Trombidiformes; Tetranychidae. Gene Ontology annotation, biological process: response to oxidative stress. The record is from RefSeq and is a predicted model, not a curated record.